Messenger RNA from Pomacea canaliculata, 2189 nucleotides. RefSeq lists its product as uncharacterized. The record is from RefSeq and is a predicted model, not a curated record. The transcript is spliced from 2 exons. Lineage: Eukaryota; Metazoa; Mollusca; Gastropoda; Architaenioglossa; Ampullariidae. The coding region runs from base 151 to 756 and encodes 201 amino acids.
GCGGAGAGACCUACAGCCGAGUCAACAAGACGACGAACCCAUCCCCAGCGCAGGAAGAGGACAAGCAGGCGUGGUCAGCAAAAGGGCACGUGGCCUCGCGCUUGGGGACGGAAAAGAGGUCGUGUGACGUCAGCUGGGAAGGUCGAGCGCAUGUUGGAGGUAACGGUCAAGGGGCUUCUCACCCCAGGUGACCCUUACACUAGAUUAUACAACCGCUGGCGGGUGCCGUCUGACGGCCGAAGAGUGAGUAGGGCCUCUGUAUUGGCAGGGCGGUUGCACAAGCGGCGGAGUUAUCAACGGGUAACUUAUGGCAUAGCGCAGGGUGUAGAAGGUAUCUUGCGCUGCCAGAAGCCGCUGCGUUACAGAAGGCGAUUUGUGGACUCAGUUUUAGAAGACAAUAGGUCCGAAGCAGUCGGGAGUUCGGCAAGAGCCGAAGGCAUGGAGGAAAGCGUGACAGGAGACCGGGAAGGAGGAGUCAAUCAGCUGUCGCGGCAGUAUAGAGGAGGUGGUGGUCAGCUGAUACCGGUGUCAGUGAAUGGCGGCAAGGAACACAGCGGUCAAAACACAGUGGACCGAAGGCAAGACACGGUCGACUGGCUACUAGAGACAGCCGCGGGCAACAGCAGGCAGCUUGUGUCAGUGAAGCGGAUCGCUAGUCCUGAUGAUGAAAGGGUUAGGUUACAAAAGAGAGCUCAGUCGCCAAGGUGCCAACUCAGGUGUGGUGAUCUUGAAACUCUGGUCAGAGGACAAGAUUAGUAAGUUCACGGGUGCAGUGCAGUGGGCACUGGUGUCGUGUAGCAUAGCAAGGGAGGCACGUAGCCUCAAGCUGGUAGUUGGUCAGCUGGUGUGCAGUUGUCUUAGAGGUAGUUGUUGGUGGCUGUUGUUUAUAUUCCACACCGGCCAUGCGGAUGAAUGGCCACGUAGGUGCUUGCUUUUGUGGCAAGGACCAGGCCAUGCUUGUGUUGCACAAAGGGAAACGGAGACACGCUGUUGACCCCCUUACCUUCUGUGCACGAUGUUAGGUGGUGGAUGACGUCAUGGGCAGUAAGGACACUGUUCCUAGACGGCGGCUACACUCUAGCGAGGGGGUGUGGCCGGAAGAGAGGUGUACGGAAUUGGCUGCUGCGUUAGUCGAUGCAGUAGUUGUUAGCCACCAUGAUAGGGUUAUGAUCACACCUCUUGCCAGGGUAAGUGCAGAGAGUGCACUUUUAGCAAGGGGGUGUGUGAGGCGGCGUUGGGGUGGCCAACAUUGUUGUGUUAUUGUUUACAUAGGUAGGUGAAGGAACGACGAUGACGUAACGGGUCGACCUCUGUAAGUCAACCCUGCUAAGGACAGGCUUAGCAAAGGAGUGCAAGGGUGCAUGUUUAAGUACGUUGAACCAUGGGUUAGUGACUAGUAGUUUGUGAGAAGACAGUUUGACGAGUUUCCUUCACGAUAGUGACUUCAUCGGAGGUCAAGCAAGGUGUUGGUAAACAGAAGUGCGAACCACUCUACAGCCCUAGUGUUACGAAAUCCAGGGGAUUUCAUUUUAGCAAGGGGGUGUCAUGUGAUAACUAGUAUAGGGCUAUAGUGUUGGUGUCUCACUUCUGUCCCCUCCAUGAAACAGGCAGUCGCGCUGGUAAGCAGACUGUCAGGAGGUUGAAUGGGUAACUGUAAGUGGUGUUUGCGAGACGGGUAGCCGGCCUUUGGCGGCACUGGACCGUCGGUGGACAAAGGGCCAGGAAGUCACCACUCUCCCCUGGGAUCAGUAGGCCGUGACCGCGGACCGCUUACAUCAUGACGGACAUAGACCAAGGUCAGAUUGGAAUGCGGGAUGGUAGUGUCGGUACGGGGGAUCUCUCAGAGAGCAUUGUCAGCCUACGCCCGUUAAUUAUAGAAGUCCGCGGUACACCUGGGACAUGACAACAGCGCUGGACACAGGGUGAAUAGGAAGCCAGACUGGACGGCGCCGGAGUCACCGAUCGCAUGGCUAGUGAGAGGGGGUAAAGAGGGGGUGUAGUUUUGGGCUGGAAUAAGCCAAAGUGACCACCUGUCUAUCAUGCGUUAGCUAUGUAUGAUUGGUUGUAGCUAGGUAGCAGAAUGGUUGAAGGUAAGACUGAGAGUAUGUUGACCAAUCACGAGAGAGGAUGAUCCUCGCAGAUGAGGAUUUAGUAGGGUGAUCGGUCAAGCCUCGUGGUCUUUCGCACCA